Messenger RNA from Oncorhynchus kisutch (coho salmon), 1625 nucleotides. It is a transcript of the gene sptssb, whose product is annotated as serine palmitoyltransferase, small subunit B. Gene Ontology annotation, biological process: endoplasmic reticulum organization; ceramide biosynthetic process. The record is from RefSeq and is a predicted model, not a curated record. The coding region runs from base 243 to 470 and encodes 75 amino acids. The transcript is spliced from 2 exons. Gene Ontology annotation, cellular component: serine palmitoyltransferase complex. Lineage: Eukaryota; Metazoa; Chordata; Actinopteri; Salmoniformes; Salmonidae. Gene Ontology annotation, molecular function: serine C-palmitoyltransferase activity.
CUGUGCACCCAACGCUCUGUCUGUAAAAACCCAACUCCAGGUAAAGAGAGAGUAGUGGGUGUGGUGUAAAGACUAUCACCUGCUACAUGUAGGCUAUAUUGGUGAAGAGGUAGUGCAGCUUUUUACACAAAGCAGCGUAACUGUAGUGGGACACACAGGCUAUUCUGUCUGGUGUCCUGCAAUAAACUUCAGCCAGUAGAACCGAGGGAGCGCGGUAAGCAGCACGUUAUCAGACAGAGAGCAUGAGGAUGGACUUUGGCUGGCUGUACUACCAGUACCUGCUCAUCACAGGCAUAUAUGUGCUUGAGCCCUGGGAGCAGUCCAUCUUCAACUCUGUCUUCUUCUCCUCCGUGGCCAUGGUCAUCUACACCUCCUACGCCUUCGUGCCUGUACAUGUGCGCCUGGCACUCAAGUUCUUCUCCGGGAUCUGUGGGGAACAGCCUGAGAGCACCAUGGCACUCAUAAACUAAGCAGUGGAUGGAUGGCAGGAAGGAGAUUGGGAAUGAGAAGGGAGGACUCCCUAUCUAAGAUCUUGACAUUUGACCUUGACCUCACUUGACUUGAUGACCGUCUGACCUCUCAGUUCUCUCACCACCCUUUCACCAUACAGUUACCCACUACUCCCACAAUCCACAAUACUCUACUACCUACUCAGCAAAGGAAGGCUGAGUUUAGGAUGAUUCUGUGAAAUAUUCUAGGAGAAUACCUCCCUUUAUCCCCCCCUCUUACCCCUGGUAUUAUACUAAACAUCAUUGUAUGCUACUUUCACACCUUUGCUGUGAAACGCCUUGUUUUUUCCAGAAAUAUUAAAUGUGGUUUGUUAUUUUUUAUUCUUCUCACUCUGGAAUAGUGUGAGUGCAUAUCACAUCUCUGUGUUUUACAUUUGUCUGCAGGUAAUGCCACUUAUCUCUCUGACUGUUGACAGCUGUCUGAUAUAGGGUGAGACAUUACUGAUCACAAUACAUUUACAUGCACUUAAACCCACUGGACAAUGCUAAUGAUGACCAUUGACUGCACUCCAAUUACUGAGUCAUAAAGCAAAUCUUUCCCUAGACCAGUCUCCUGCUAUACAAUUUAUUCAGAGACAUUGAGACCAGGCAAAUAUCACAAGGUUUUAAAAUUUUCCUCCCAACCCUAAAUAUGUCUGAUUUGUCAAUGCAUACAUUGAUCAAACUAAACAAUCAUAUCCUUGUGUGCACAGCCCUGUCCCCCAUCUGCAGUGUUUUUACUGUUGCUAUGCUUGGCAAGAGGAAAUGUUAGCUCUCUGGUUCAGGCUUCGCUUUGUCAUUAUGGGGUAUUGUGUGUAGAUUGAUGAGGGGAAAAACCAAUUGAAUCCAUUUAACAAUAAAGCUGUAAUGUAACAAAAUGUGGAAAAAGUCAAAGGGUCUGGAUACUUUUCGAAUGCACUGUACAUUACUGAAUAUGUUGUUUUCCUUCAAAUGAAAGUGCUUUUAUAUCCUUUCAGUCUAAUCAUUAGUGGUUGAGACAUUUCUGAUGGCUUGAUCACAGAGUUGCAUGAGGACAAAAGAUCACUGUGUGGCCUUAUUAAACAUUUACUGAUAUCUAUGGUACAUUUGUCUCAUCACUGGAUUCUUCAGAAAUAAAGCAAUUUUACAAAUGUGAAA